Boleophthalmus pectinirostris (great blue-spotted mudskipper) is the source of this 2645-nucleotide messenger RNA. RefSeq names its product peroxisomal carnitine O-octanoyltransferase-like. Lineage: Eukaryota; Metazoa; Chordata; Actinopteri; Gobiiformes; Gobiidae. The record is from RefSeq and is a predicted model, not a curated record. The coding region runs from base 333 to 1760 and encodes 475 amino acids. The transcript is spliced from 16 exons. Gene Ontology annotation, cellular component: peroxisome. Gene Ontology annotation, molecular function: carnitine O-octanoyltransferase activity.
GAGCAAAAGAUGUUGAAUUCUGUCAACUGAACAAAGUAAAACCGUUUGCAACUGAAGAGGAGUUUGAAACCACAGUUGACACAGUGCACAGGUUUGAAGAAGGCAUUGGCAAAGAGCUGCAUCUUAAACUACAACAGAGAGCCAACCAGAAGAGAAACUGGUUGGAGGAGUGGUGGUUGGAUGCAGCUUACCUGGAGGUGCGUGCUCCCUCUCAGCUCUAUGUGAACUUUGGAGGUCCUGCGCCCUACCUGGAACACUGCUGGCCCCCCGCAGAGGGGGUCGAGCUGCACCGAGCCAGCAUCAGCACCUGGCAUUCUCUAAUUUACUGGGACAUGAUAAGAACUGAGAGACUUCCUCCUCAGAAAGCUGGAAAAACACCACUGGACAUGGACCAGUUCAGAAUGCUGUUUAACACCUGUAAAGUGCCUGGGAUCACAAAGGACAGCAUACAAAACUAUUUCAAAAUGGAGUCUGAAGGGGCAUGUCCCUCACAUCUAGUCGUGUUGUGUCGUGGGAGGAUUUUUAUGUUUGAUGGAUUGUAUGAUGGGGAAAUCCUAACUCCUCCUGAAUUAUUGAGGCAGCUGAGCUACGUGAAACAGUGUUGUGAGAACAGAGCAGAGGGCGAUGGAGUGGCAGCUCUCACUUCAGAGGAGAGGACUCGGUGGGCAAAGGCCCGGGAGCAUCUUAUAAAUAUUGACCCGCACAAUAAGGACAUCCUGGAGUUGAUUCAGAGCAGUUUGUUUGUCAUUUCUUUGGAUGAAACAAAACCGUACUCCACACCUCAAAACUACACAAAUAUGACUUUGGAGGCCAUGGUCGGUAACCCCACCAUUCGCUGGGGAGACAAAUCCUACAACUCCAUAGUGUAUUCAGACGGCACUUUUGGAUCCAACUGUGACCACGCUCCUUAUGACGCUAUGGUCCUUGUGUCUUUCUGCUGGUAUUUGGAUCAGCAGCUCAAAGCCACAGGUGGUGAAUGGAAGGGUCCGAACACUGUGAGACCUCUGCCUCUUCCCGAAGAGCUGGUGUUUACUGUGGACAGUGAAGCUCUGAGCGACAUCAGCCACGCCAAACAACAAUAUCUGGAGACAACGAGGGAUCUACAGAUUGUCUGUUACGCCUUUACUGCUUUUGGAAAAACGGCCAUCAAACAGAGGAAGCUGCAUCCAGACACUUUUGUCCAGUUGGCGAUGCAGUUGGCCUAUUACCGACUUUAUAAUGAACCUGGCAGCUGUUAUGAAACGGCCAUGACACGUAAAUUCUUCCACGGACGCACAGAGACGAUGAGACCCUGCACCUCUGAGGCUGUGGAGUGGUGCAAGGCCAUGGCCAACCCCAAAUGUGACAUGAAUACCAGGAGGAAAGCGAUGCUAUCAGCUUUUAAUAAACACAACAAACUAAUGGCAGAAGCUCAAGAUGGAAAAGGGUUUGACAGACUCCUCCUCGGCCUUUACCUCAUCGCUAAAGAGGAGGGACUUCCCAUUCCAGAGCUCUACAAAGACCCCCUCUAUUCAAAAAGUGGGGGAGGAGGUAACUUUGUACUGUCCUCGAGCCUGGUGGGCUACACCACAGUACUGGGGGCAGUGGCUCCGAUGGUGCAUCAAGGCUAUGGAGUCUUCUAUCGUAUUCGAGACGACAGGCUUGUAUUUUCUGUGUCUGCGUGGAAAUCCUGCCAUCGGACAGACGCUGCUACGUAUUUUAACAACCUCUCAAGCUCUCUGCAUGAAAUGCUUCAUCUGGCUACAACAGCUCAGCUUUAGGCUCCACCAAAGAAAAGCUCACAUGCUCUUCACCUGUGCAAACGCUGGUCUAUAUUGUUCUGUUAAGCUUAUAUGACAUGAUGAAAGGACAUAGUGAUGAGUCCAAAAGCAGUCAUGUUAUUCAACACUGAAAAUUCCAAACUUUAGAGACAAUUUACGCACAAGGAAUAUUUUUUUGCCUGUUUAAGCAUUUUUUAAUCUAAUCAUAACAAUUGUGAAAUCUAGUUUUUUUUUGUUUGCAUUAUGGUUGCUAAGUAACAAUUAUGGAAUUACCUCUACAUGUCAUAGGCCUCUACCUGCUGCCCGAGUUCAACCAGGAAGUGAAAUAAUAAACAUAUAAAAAAAAAAAUAAAUAAAUAAAUAAAUAAAUAGGCAAUCAUUUAAAGAAUAUCUUAUAAUUUUAUUAACUGUGUUUUAGGGUCUAACCUGUGAAAAUACACUUGAAGAUUGCACACAUCAAUGCAAAGGUAGUAAUAGGUUGUGUUAGAAUUUCACAUGGAGGACUAUAUAACUCUAUGGAAGAUGUGCCCACAAACCUUGUCAUUAUUUCAUUAGUUUGGCUUCACAAAUUUGCCAUAAUAAUGUUAAGGCAUAAAGUCCUUUCAACUGACUUCAGUCAUGUUUUUGGGAUUGUAUAACUGCACCAAAUAAAACUUGAGCUAUAGGGACUCUAGAAUGCUGAACGCAAUCUAUUAAUGUCAUUACUGUUUAGUCUCAUUAAUUGGAAAUUGUAUAGUUUUGUCUGUAAUUUUUUAGAAGUUUAGUAUAUUUUUAAUUAAUUUCUUGUUGUAUGAAGUUAUUGAUGCUCCUUCUUGAAUAACUACAUUAUUAAAGACGUAUUAAAGAGUACUUAUUCCAAUUCUAAUCCAUUCCAUUGUCCCAUUU